This is a messenger RNA of Triticum urartu, 1047 nucleotides long. RefSeq names its product serine/threonine-protein kinase PBL27-like. Gene Ontology annotation, biological process: protein phosphorylation. The record is from RefSeq and is a predicted model, not a curated record. NCBI's taxonomy places the organism in Eukaryota, Viridiplantae, Streptophyta, Magnoliopsida, Poales, Poaceae. Gene Ontology annotation, molecular function: ATP binding; protein kinase activity.
AUGGGUGGUUCCAGCUGCUUCCUCUGCCUGGGGGCAAGGAAGGAAGUCCCACCGCCUCCCCGGGGCGAUCCCCACAGCCGCAGCAGCGUCGCCGCCACUGCCACCGCGGCACGAACCUUCACCUUCGACGAGCUCGCCGCGGCGACCAGGAACUUCAGAGACGGCUUCCGCAUCGUUCGGACGGCGAGUCUCUACAAAGGCUACCUCAGGAGCGUCAAUCAGGUUGUUGCUAUAAAGCUGCAGCAUGCCUUUGAUCCUAGUGGAUCAUCAUCAUCAUCAGAACAACUCAACAAGGAGUUUCUUGCCCGUGUCCUGAUGCUGAGCUCGCUGCGCCACCCGAAUGUCGUCAACCUCGUUGGCUUUUGCGCCGCGGACGGCAAUCGCGGGAUCUUGGUUCACGAGUACAUGCCAUUGGGUUCUCUCCAAAAUCACCUCCAUGAUCGGUCUCCUGGCAAAGCACUGCUAGACUGGAACACAAGGAUAAACAUAGCUGCUGGCGUGGCCAAGGGUUUGGAGUAUCUACACCACCAAGGUGUGGUGUACUGCAAACCCAUGAGUAGCUCGGACAUCUUGCUCGGAGAUGGCUACCACCCAAAGCUGUCGCAGUAUGGACUGGCAGAGCUUCACCAGGUAGCUGCAGAGGAAGAGAGCUUCACGCGAAGUACUAAUAUUGCCCCCGAGAUGUUAGCUACUGGGAGGGUGGCCACCAAGUCGAACGUGUACAGCUUCGGCGUCGUGCUGCUGGAGUUGAUCACGGGACGGACCCCCUUCGACCCCGCCCAGGCCGUCGCCGAGGAUCGGAACCUUGUCAUAUGGGCCAUACGGUUGAUGAAGGACAGGAGCAAGUUCCGCUGGAUGGCAGACCCGGCGCUGCACGACCGGUAUCCGUUCAUGGGUUUGCACGAGGCACUUAAAGUUGCUUCCAUGUGCAUCCACCAACAGCCGGCCAUGAGAUCCCCCAUUGGUGCCGUCGUCGCAGCUCUGUCUCGCCUUGUCGCCUACGACGAUCAUCCACCUGAAUCAUCACACCACGCCGCGCCUCGUUAA